GUGGCCAUGUUGGGAAGAACAGGAGCGUUCACUGGACGUUGCAGGUUUGAGCUCAAGCAGUGCCGCUCGCUCUCCUCCCCACUCCUACCAAGACUUCAUUACCCAGCAGGCAGUGGGAGCAGGAAGGACAGGACAGGACAGGAGGCGGGACAGAUGAGCUUGGCUCAGAUCAACUCCAUCCUAAAGGCCAAUGAACACAGCCACACCCUCCCCAGGGGACCUGCCUCCCACGGUGUGCUGGGUUUCCAUAGCAACAUGUUGCCAUCCAAUCACCCCAGUGAGGACCGUCGCAGCAGCGCCACCUACCUGCCAGGUUGUGGUGGCGUGCUGUUCGGAGUGUUUGAUGGGCACGCGGGGCCGGCGUGUGCCCACACCGUCAGCCAGCGGCUCUUCUACUACAUCGCUGUGGCAAAGCUGCCACUGGGGACACUGGCAGAGAUCGAACGUGCAGUGGAGGAGGAACGGGCCGUACCUCCUCUGCUGGAGUGGCACAAACCCCCACAGGACCACAGCUUCCCUAACGGAGGAGCAACCUCCUUCCACAGCCUGAGAAACUACUGGCAGGAGCGGCUCCAGGACGAGGACGAGGAGGACGGCAGGGUGACCCCAGCGCUGGUGAAUGCUUUCCGUCGUCUUGACUGUGACCUGUCUGUGGAGGCCCAGGUCCACCUGUCCAUGUCCUCACCCAGACGGCUCUCUCUCCCUGGGGAGAUGAUGUCUCAGUCCUCCCCUCUCCGGGUGGCGCUCUCUGGCUGCACCGCCUGCGUCGCCCACAUCUCUAACGGCAUCCUGCAUGUAGCCAACUUGGGAGACAGUCGGGCUGUCCUGGGGGUCCAGGAGCUGGACGGGCAGUGGUUGGCUGUCAGCCUCACCAACGACCACAAUGCACAGAACCCUGAUGAGCUGCAAAGGAUCUUAGGGGAACACCCGCCAUCAGAGAGGAGGACAGUGGUCCGCCACGACCGCCUCCUGGGUCUGCUGCUGCCGUUCAGGGCGUUCGGAGAUGUCCGCUUUAAAUGGAGCAAAGAGAUGCUGAAUCGAGUCCACGAGGCUCGACCGGACGUACUGUCUUUGGUCAGUGAGGGUGUCCGGACUCCGUCACCACAUUACCUGACUCCACCCUAUCUGAGCGCCCAGCCGGAGGUCAUCCGGCACCACAUCAGACCCUCUGACAAGUUCCUGGUCCUAGCAACUGAUGGAUUAUGGGAGUUGAUGCACAGACAGACCGUGGUCCAGCUGGUGGGGGAACAACUGACAGGCCUUCAGCAGCAGAGACCCAUAGUUCCGAGCAGAGGCAUGACACUGGGUGGACUGCAGCGCCUCCUGCUGGAGAGAAGGGGACAAGUUAUGUCUGUGCUGGAAGACCAGAAUGCCGCCACACACCUGCUCCGCCACGCCCUGGGGGAUGAUGGGUACGGAGCAGUGGCACCAAACCGUUUGGCCAAGAUGCUGAGUCUGCCAUCAGAGCUGGCACGAAGGUACCGUGAUGACAUCACCAUCACCGUCAUACACCUGAACGAGUCCGACCUUUGACACAACACCUGGUGACCUGCAGGAGUUAAACAGAAGGCGUCUGAUUGGUCCAGAUUCAUCGUGCGACAUGAAGGAGGAGUCAGCUGCGGGUUGGUUUGGUCUCCACAGCAACAGAACUGACACAAUUCAUCAUGAACUGACGAUCAACUGACACCUCACUGGACUGUGAUGAUGAUGUAAUGAUGACUUCAUUCUGUUCAACAAUAAACCACUUUAAACUGGUU
Molecule: messenger RNA, 1757 nt
Organism: Hippoglossus stenolepis (Pacific halibut)
Lineage: Eukaryota; Metazoa; Chordata; Actinopteri; Pleuronectiformes; Pleuronectidae
Product: pyruvate dehydrogenase [acetyl-transferring]-phosphatase 1, mitochondrial
Exons: 6
Coding region: 7-1533 (508 amino acids)
Biological process (GO): protein dephosphorylation
Molecular function (GO): protein serine/threonine phosphatase activity; cation binding
Source: RefSeq, a predicted model, not a curated record